UCCGGUGUCUUUCUCACACGACGUCUUGAGCUUUACUUACUGUGUACAGCUCCCAUUCUGCCUCACCCGGAGCAGAGCCAAAAUCUACCAUGUUCCUCCUCCAAGCCCUCGGCUCGAACGGCUCCGGCCAGCUUGGUCUCGGCCACAAAGAAGACGUUUCCACCCCUCAACCAGUCCUCCUUCCUCCCUCUCUCACCACCACCCCCAACUUCGAUCUCAGACUUCGCUGCAUAGCCGCCGGAGGGAACCACACCCUCCUCCUCUUCUCAUCGGGCGCCCUCCUCUGGAGCGGGGACCACACCAGCGGUGCAUGCGGAAGCGUACCAGCAGCCGACAAGGAUGGUGCAUCCGAGCUGACCCCUCAGUUCCGCCCCGUGGAUCUCACCGCCCUGCCGGAUGGCAGCCAAACCAAGCAUGUAGCUGCGACCUGGGCAGCCAGCAUCAUCGCCACCUCUUUACAAGACGGCGGCUAUACUGACAAGGUUUACUCCUUCGGUACGGGCUACAAAGGCGAAUUGGGACUCGGGAACGGGACGCUCCGCGUGACCGACCCAACUCAGAUACCGGACAUUCCUCCCUUAGGAACGCGAGUAGUGGAUAUAGCGGCCUGUAUGGGACACGUUGUUGCUGUUCUCAGUAAUGGAGAAGCAUGGGGCUGGGGGGCCGGGCGGAAAGGGCAGCUCGGGGAGCCGGCGGCUGCGGCGUUGUACUCGCCGCGGCGCAUUGAGGGUGUUGGGUUCCAUGUCGUCAGAGCCAUCUGUGGGAGGGAGUUCACCUGUCUCUUUGGGCCGCCAGAAACGGGGGAGAUGAAAGUACUGGGCUCAGAUAAGUGGGGUGCACGGUCAGACGCCCCAGAGGCUGUAGCCGGGUGGAAGGAGGUUGGCGCCGGCUGGGGGAGCGUGUUCGUCCUGAAGGAGGACGGGACGUUGCUCAGCUGGGGCAGGGAUGAUCACGGACAGCUUGCGCGCGAUGACCUUGGGCGUGUCGAGCACAUCGCAGUCGGCAGCGAGCAUGCCGUGGCAUUGACCGAGACCGGCGAUCUCAUGGUUUGGGGCUGGGGCGAGCAUGGAAACUGUGGGCCAAUUCAGAACCAUAUUGGCCAGAAUGGCGAGCGAAGUAAAAUUGCUUCAACUGCACAGGGGAUAAAAAUCGCAAAGAUCGGUGCUGGUUGCGCAACGACUUGGUUCGCCAUCGGCAAGCAAACCUGAAUCACGCCGCGCUACUCCUCACAAUGAUUCAACAAAUCCUAAACCACCAACGCCCAAGCUAUGCAAAGCAAGCCACACGAUGGCGACUGCUCCUUGAUCAGGGAGAAAACAAGCCGAAACGGCGGACCUGUAACAGUCAGCUACACGACGUUCAGCACAGCCUGGGCCAUGGUGCGUGCAUACCUCGGAGAGUCGCUGGGUCGGCUCAAGGCCCGAGGCGAGGCGCUCGGGAGGUCCUUCCUGAGGCUCGGUCUGUCGAGAAAGAUAGCUUCCGAUGCGCAGGGACGACGGGUUCUAACAGUCCUAUUAGCGGCCAGCCCCGGAUAUACAAAACGAGGCAAUUACAGUACCGGUUCGUUGGUGGUGUUCCACUCCAGUCUUCCAUUCUCCUCUUCUUCCUCCUCGUCUGGGUUAACGGGCUCCCACUGCUCGUCGUCCUCGGCCUGGUCAACAAACAGCGAGUCGGAUCGAGCCGUCAUGGG
Parathielavia appendiculata is the source of this 1690-nucleotide messenger RNA. Its product is annotated as RCC1/BLIP-II. The coding region runs from base 90 to 1208 and encodes 372 amino acids. The transcript has a single exon. The record is from RefSeq and is a predicted model, not a curated record. Lineage: Eukaryota; Fungi; Ascomycota; Sordariomycetes; Sordariales; Chaetomiaceae.